This is a messenger RNA of Epinephelus lanceolatus (giant grouper), 2837 nucleotides long. RefSeq names its product SHC-transforming protein 1-like. NCBI's taxonomy places the organism in Eukaryota, Metazoa, Chordata, Actinopteri, Perciformes, Serranidae. Gene Ontology annotation, cellular component: plasma membrane. Gene Ontology annotation, biological process: intracellular signal transduction; cell surface receptor protein tyrosine kinase signaling pathway. The record is from RefSeq and is a predicted model, not a curated record. Gene Ontology annotation, molecular function: receptor tyrosine kinase binding.
CAUGAGUCACCCUACCCGCCUGUGAUUGGAUGGUAGUUUAUGGGUGAGGGAGGGGAAGAGAGCCUUAGGGGCCGUCUGUCAAUCUUUCCUCCGCUCCAUUCACACAUUCAUCUGCAUGCACCGUCAUAGGGGAGACAGAGGAAGUGAGCGAGAGCCUCUCAUUCAUAAAAAAAAAAAAAGAGAAAAGUUCAUUCAUAAAAGCUGCUGUGCCUCAGAAAGAAAAAGACAGAGGGGAGGAAAGUUGAUGUGGAGGUGAAGCAGACCUGGAAGCCGGGCUACUGACUGAGAAAGUGUAUGGGUCAUUAUGAUGGGACUGUGCUCAGCGUGACUGGAGCGGAGCAGACUGGACUUUAGACUACACAGGACAUCCCCAGUCCCACACUGGAUUUCCUUUUCUCUUUUCUACUUUGUCCCAGUGCUGUCCUUUGUCCAGUUCCCUGAUUAUGAGAGAGCAAACCAUACCCAGGUUCAAAUCACAGAAAGGACUCUUACCAGGCAUGCUGAAGCGCACCAAAUACAGCCGUCUGCGCAACGAUUCGCUGACGUCUCUGGAGGAUCAGCCCCUGAAGAGCGACCUUUGCACAGACUUAGAUUUUGCCCAGCUGAAUCCGGGGACGCAUUCACACCACGGGCCGUCCACCCUGAGGGACUUCAUCCCCCGUGUGGCCAACAUCCGACUGCAAAGUCCUAUUUCCCUGAGGGGCCUGAGGGGACAAACAGCUCAGGAUAGAACCACUGACACUGACGGACCUUUGUCCAGAGCAGAGUGGGGCUCAGGGCCUAACCAGAGAUUUUGUAGCCAACCCUCCCUCAGUGUGCCCCCAUCCACCAGCCAGAACCCAACUCACUCGGCUCUGCGCUGCACAAAAAGACCCAUCACCCUGCACCGGAUGGCCAGCCUCCCCUGGACCCCCGACUGUCCUCCCUGCUCACAAGACAGAGACAGUCUGUGCCGUCUGAAGCCUUCAUCUGCAGCAGAUGAUUGUACAGCAAACAGAGCGGUUCACCAUCACAUCAAGUACAUGGGCAGUGUGGAGGUGACCCAGUCCAUGAGAACCCUCGACUUUGAUACGAGAAUGAAAGUCACACGAGAGGCAAUCAGCAGACUGUGUGAGAGGACUUCAGCCAAGACAGCAGUGAAAACUAAAAGGCCUGUAUGCAAGGGACUGUCUGCUGUUCUGGGUCAAAUCAACCUCCAGUUUUCGGGGAGCAGGAUCAUCCUCACUGUCUCCACAGACAGUGUGACUCUGAUCGCUGCCUCCUCCUUACAGAAGAUUGCACACCACCCCAUGCAGACCAUUUCAUUUGCCUCAGGAGGAGACCCAGAAAUGGCAGAUUACAUUGCUUAUGUUGCCAAGGAUCACAACAAUCAGAGAGCAUGUCACAUCCUGGAGUGUCCUCAGGGUCGAGCCAGUGAGGUGAUCAACAGCAUCGGUCAGGCAUUUGAGACUCGUUUCCGCCAACUCCUCAGCCACACACCAUCGCUCCUCUCCACCAAUCCCAGGUCAGCAGUGAGGAUCUGUCACAAAUGGAGCCCAGAGGAGACGAUAACAAAUCGAAAGGCCAAGCAGGAAGUUGAAGUUAGUGAGCAACAUGACUACUAUAAUGUGAUCCCAGGAAAGACGCCACCCGCUGGUGGAAUAAAGGACCUGCGGAUCACAAGGGAGGAGAGCAAACAGGAUGCUGACGUACAGAGGGUUUGUUCGUCUCAGCCUGUUUCACUGUAUGAGAACUGCUCCGUCGCAGAAGAAACUCCAGCUCCACCUGCAGACUCAGUGGUAUCUGAGGACGUUGCUGAACAGAGUACUCCACUCUCUGAGACACUGAUCCGGGAGGAAGGCUGGUUCCACGGCAGGUUAGGAAGGGAGCAGGCGGAGUCACUUCUCACCUGCAGUGGAGAUUUCCUGGUCAGAGAGAGCAGCUCUGCCUCUGGUCAGUACGUUCUCAGCGGGAUGGAAGGAGCCACUGUGCGGCAUCUACUGCUGGUGGAUCCACAUGGACAGGUGCGGACCCGUGAUCAGGUGUUUCUGAGCGUUGGUCACCUGGUGCGUUUUCACAUGGAGAACCAGAUGCCCAUCAUUUCUGGAAGCAGCGAACUGUGUCUGAAAGAGCCAAUCCUGCAAAGACACUAGCACACACAUUCAUCGACUGUCACAUGCAUACAUUACUCUUCAGCAGCGGCUCUCAACAAUUUUGAAGCUGAGCGACAAUGUGCCCAAGCAAAACAUGUUUAAACUAUAGAACACUUUAAAUCAACCUGUCAAUGUGUGAGACUUCACUUCCCAGAGUAUUUUAUCAUUUGUUCAUUAUAGUACAUGUAUUUCAUAUGUGCGAUGAAUUGUUUGACUCUCUAACCAUUUGAGUAAACUCGUACACUUUUGCCCGCCGUGCCUCGCCCUGUGCUGAGAACAGACCUGCAGAACAUCCUGUCUCUUUCUCUAAGGCUAAAUUCGCUGGUGUUUACUUAAAGUCCAAGCACAAUCACUGGUGUUGGGAGGAAAACAGGAAUGUUAGCAGACUUUCAGAAUAUUUUUCUGACAUGCUUAAUUUGUCUUGUGUUCAUUAGUUUUGAUCUGUUAUUGCUUUGUGUUCCUAUUUCCUAUGCUUGACUUUUGAAAAUAACUUUUCAUCCCACUUGUUUGUUACAUUCUAGAUAAAGAAGUCGACUGCUCUUUGUAAGCAGAAUCUGCAGAAACAGAUUUGCAGUUUAGCCUCAGAUAAGCUAGCAAAUAUGCAAAUAGAAUUGUUUUUGUUCCCCAUAAAGUGUAAAUAAAUACAUCUUCAUUUCUUUUACAGAAUGAAUUACUGGACUUUGCAAUUUCUUUCUUGUUAAUCUU